AUGGCGGCCUCCGGGGGGGACGCGUGCGGCGGGCCGGCGGGCCGGGCCGGGGCGGCGGCCGAGGCGCGGUUCAUCAGCAGCGCCAAGGGGAAGGGCCUGUUCGCCACCAGGAGCAUCCGCAAAGGGGACACCAUCUUCGUGGAGCGGCCCGUGGUGGCCUCGCAGUUCCUGUGGAACGCGCUGUACAACUACAGAGCCUGUGAUCACUGCCUGCGGGCCCUGGAGACSGCCGAGGAAAACGCCCAGCGGCUGCUGGGCAGGAGCUCCCAGGUGCUGCCUCACCCGGAGCAGUGCAGCAUCCGCAAAGACCUGCACCAGCAGUGUCCCCAGUGCCAGGUGACGUACUGCAGCGCGGAGUGCAGGCGGUCCGCGUGGGAGCAGUACCACCAGGUGCUCUGCCUCGGCCCGUCCCGCGAGGACCCCACGCACCCCCUCAACAAGCUGCAGGAGGCGUGGAGAAACAUGCAUUAUCCACCAGAGACUUCCAGCAUCAUGCUGAUGGCACGGAUGGUGGCCACUGUCAAGCAGGCCAAGGACAAGGACUGGUGGAUCAAGGUCUUCUCCCAGUUCUGUAACAAGACAGCAAACGAGGAGGAGGAGAUUGUGCACAAGUUGCUGGGAGACAAAUUUAAGGGCCAGCUGGAGCUGCUGCGGUUGCUCUUCACAGAAGCCCUUUACGAUGAGCAUCUCAGCAGGUGGUUCACGCCCGAAGGCUUCCAGUCCCUCUUUGCCCUCGUCGGGACCAACGGCCAGGGCAUAGGAACCAGCUCCCUGAGCCAGUGGGUGCACGCGUGCGACGCGCUGGACCUGCCCAUGGCGCAGCGCRAGCAGCUGGACGCCUUCAUCGACCAGCUCUACAAGGACAUCGAGAAGGAGUCGGGAGAGUUCCUCAACUGCGAGGGAUCGGGGCUCUACGUGCUCCAGAGCUGCUGCAACCACAGCUGCAUCCCCAAUGCCGAGACCUCCUUCCCGGACAACAACUUCCUGCUGYACCUCACGGCUCUGGAGGACAUCGAGGCAGGAGAGGAAAUCUGCAUCAGCUACUUGGACUGCUGCCAGCGGGAUCGGAGCAGGCACAGCCGCCACAAGAUACUCAGGGAGAACUACUUGUUCACCUGCUCGUGUCCCAAGUGCCUGGCGCAAGCCGACGACGCCGACGUGACGUCGGACGAGGAGGAGGAGGGUGAAGGYGAGACGGAUGAUGCCGAGCUGGAGGACGAGAUGACCGACGUGUGAUCCCGACGUGUGAUCCCGCGGCCCGGAGGCAGCAGGAAGGCAGGGAAAGGGGGAGCCCUCCGCAACAGAGCAGCUUUACUGCUGGGACCAGGGCUGUGCCGGGGGCGCGGGAGGCAGGUCCUGCUCCCGCCCAUCCUUGUCGUGUGCUCUGUGUGUGCGGAGCCAUCCUGGCCUCCCCGCGAGCACACACGUGUGCGUGUGUGUGUGUGUGUGUGUUUGCGCACGAGGGUUACUAUUUAAUGUCUAUAUUAGCACUAUGUCCACGCUACGGAGCUGAGGCCCUCAUCUGUCCACUCCAUUCCCUGCCUUGGCUUGGGUGCAGCGAGCAAGGGCUGAAGCGGCCGYGGGGAUGGGGUGGCUCCAUGGGCGAGCGGAGCAGGGCAGGGCCCUCCCUGCCGCUGUGUCCCUGUGCUCUGCGCACG
Molecule: messenger RNA, 1658 nt
Organism: Nothoprocta perdicaria
Lineage: Eukaryota; Metazoa; Chordata; Aves; Tinamiformes; Tinamidae
Gene: SMYD5
Product: SMYD family member 5
Exons: 13
Coding region: 1-1236 (411 amino acids)
Molecular function (GO): histone H4K20 methyltransferase activity; protein binding
Source: RefSeq, a predicted model, not a curated record